Pimephales promelas (fathead minnow) is the source of this 2729-nucleotide messenger RNA. It is a transcript of the gene actn3b, whose product is annotated as actinin alpha 3b. The record is from RefSeq and is a predicted model, not a curated record. NCBI's taxonomy places the organism in Eukaryota, Metazoa, Chordata, Actinopteri, Cypriniformes, Leuciscidae. Gene Ontology annotation, molecular function: calcium ion binding; protein binding.
AUGGCGACUACUAUUGAGACACAGGUGCAGUAUAACAACACCUACAUGAUGACUACGGAAGAGUACAUGACUCAGGAGGACAGCUGGGACAGGGACCUUCUGCUGGACCCAGCCUGGGAGAAACAGCAGAGGAAGACGUUCACAGCGUGGUGUAACUCUCAUCUGCGUAAAGCAGGAACUCAGAUCGAGAACAUUGAAGAGGAUUUCAGGAAUGGCCUCAAACUCAUGCUGCUGCUCGAGGUCAUCUCAGGCGAGAGACUUCCCAAGCCUGACAAAGGAAAGAUGCGUUUCCACAAGAUCGCCAACGUCAACAAGGCUCUGGAUUACAUCUGUAGCAAAGGAGUCAAACUGGUGUCCAUCGGAGCUGAAGAGAUUGUUGAUGGAAACGUGAAAAUGACUCUUGGAAUGAUCUGGACCAUCAUUCUGCGUUUCGCUAUCCAGGACAUCUCAGUGGAGGAGACAUCUGCUAAAGAGGGUCUUCUGCUGUGGUGUCAGAGGAAGACCGCCCCCUACAGGAACGUCAACGUACAGAACUUCCACAUCAGCUGGAAGGACGGCCUCGCUCUGUGCGCUCUCAUCCACAGACACAGACCAGACCUCAUCGACUACUCUAAACUCAGAAAGGACGACCCUAUUGGAAACCUGAACACUGCGUUUGAGGUGGCAGAGAAAUACCUGGACAUCCCGAAGAUGCUGGACGCUGAAGACAUUGUUAACACCCCUAAACCUGAUGAGAAAGCCAUCAUGACCUACGUGUCCUGCUUUUACCAUGCUUUCGCCGGUGCCGAACAGGCCGAGACGGCUGCUAACAGAAUCUGCAAGGUUCUGGCUGUGAACCAGGAGAACGAAAGGCUGAUGGAGGAGUACGAGAAACUGGCCAGUGAGUUGUUGGAGUGGAUCCGCCGCACCAUCCCGUGGCUUGAGAACCGCGUGGCGGAGCAGACCAUGCGGGCCAUGCAGCAGAAGCUGGAGGAUUUCCGGGACUACAGGCGCGUCCACAAGCCUCCACGCGUUCAGGAGAAAUGCCAGCUGGAGAUCAACUUCAACACCCUGCAGACGAAACUGCGCUUGAGCAACCGCCCGGCCUUCAUGCCCUCCGAGGGGAAGAUGGUGUCGGACAUUGCUAAUGCAUGGAAAGGUCUGGAGCAGGUGGAGAAGGGCUAUGAGGAAUGGCUCCUCACUGAGAUCCGCCGUCUGGAGAGACUCGAUCAUCUGGCCGAGAAGUUCAAGCAGAAAUGCUCCCUGCACGAGUCCUGGACCGCAGGGAAGGAGCACCUGCUGUCUCAGAAGGACUACGAGACGGCCUCUCUGAUGGAGAUCCGGGCCCUCAUGAGGAAACACGAGGCGUUCGAGAGCGACCUGGCCGCCCACCAGGAUAGAGUGGAGCAGAUAGCAGCCAUCGCUCAAGAGCUGAAUGAGUUGGACUAUCAUGAUGCCACUUCCGUCAACGCCCGCUGCCAGGGCAUCUGCGACCAGUGGGACAACUUGGGAACCCUCACCCAGAAGAGGAGAGACUCUCUAGAGCGUGUAGAAAAACUGUGGGAAACAAUUGAUCAGCUGUACCUGGAGUUCGCCAAGAGGGCGGCGCCCUUCAACAACUGGAUGGAUGGAGCGAUGGAGGAUCUGCAGGACAUGUUCAUUGUGCACAGCAUUGAGGAGAUCCAGAGUCUGAUCACAGCUCACGACCAGUUCAAGGCCACCAUACCCGAAGCCGACAAGGAGCGCAUUGCCAUCAUGGGCAUCCAGAACGAGAUCACGAAGAUCGCUCAGACCUACGGCAUCAAGCUGGUCGGAGUCAAUCCAUACACGGUCCUCAGCCCACAGGACAUCAGCAACAAAUGGGAUGCUGUGAGGCAGCUGGUUCCCCACAGAGACCAGAUGCUCCAGGAGGAGGUCGCAAGACAACAGGCCAACGAGAGACUGAGGCGCUCCUUCGCCGCUCAGGCCAACAUCAUCGGACCCUGGAUUCAGACUAAGAUGGAGGAGAUUGGUCACGUGUCGGUGGAUAUCGCCGGCUCUCUUGAGGAACAGAUGAAUAAUCUGAAGCAGUACGAGCAAAACAUCAUUAACUACAAAUCCAACAUUGACAAACUGGAGGGAGAUCACCAGCUCAUUCAGGAGGCCCUAGUCUUCGACAACAAACACACCAACUACACCAUGGAGCAUGUCCGUGUGGGAUGGGAGCAGCUGCUAACCACCAUCGCUCGCACCAUCAACGAGGUGGAGAACCAGAUCCUGACCCGCGACGCCAAGGGCAUCAGCCAGGAGCAGCUCAACGAGUUCAGAGCCUCCUUCAACCACUUCGACAGGAAGAGAAACGGCAUGAUGGACCCCGACGAUUUCCGCGCAUGUCUGAUCUCUAUGGGUUACGAUCUGGGUGAGGUGGAGUUCGCCCGCAUCAUGACCCUGGUGGACCCCAACAACACAGGCGUGGUCACCUUCCAGGCCUUCAUCGACUUCAUGACGCGCGAGACCGCUGAAACCGACACUGCUGAACAGGUCGUGGCGUCCUUCAAGAUCCUGGCUUCCGACAAGCCCUUCAUCACUGUGGAAGAGCUUCGUCGUGAACUCCCCCCCGAGCAAGCCGAGUAUUGCAUCAGCCGCAUGACCAAGUACAUCGGCCCCGAAGGGUCCCCUGGAGCCCUGGAUUACAUCUCCUUCUCCAGCGCCCUCUACGGAGAGAGCGAUUUAUAAACGUCUUUCAUUUUCUCCUUCUUUCUCUCUCCUCU